Messenger RNA from Bemisia tabaci, 1036 nucleotides. RefSeq names its product thymidylate kinase. Gene Ontology annotation, molecular function: nucleoside diphosphate kinase activity; ATP binding; dTMP kinase activity. Gene Ontology annotation, cellular component: mitochondrion; cytoplasm; nucleus. Gene Ontology annotation, biological process: dUDP biosynthetic process; dTTP biosynthetic process; dTDP biosynthetic process. The record is from RefSeq and is a predicted model, not a curated record. NCBI's taxonomy places the organism in Eukaryota, Metazoa, Arthropoda, Insecta, Hemiptera, Aleyrodidae.
UAUGUGCUUGUACUUUUUGGACCUGCUUCAGUACGAACACUUCAGACGAGAAGUAGUGAAUGCUCAGUGUGCCAAGUUUAUCGAUGAUCAGCAAGUUCUACUUUGGCAGCAUUAUACGCGGAGACGCACUAGAAUGCUGACAGAACCCAUGCCAACCAGUUCUGUUACAUCUCAUGCCCUGAGUGCCACGACAACCACAAAUAGCUCAUCCACCAACGGACUUCCUCCAGUCACCAAAAACUCCUCCUAGGAACAUAUUCUUAAACAUUCCUAUUGAUAAAUUUUAAUUAUGAGCUUCAAACGAGGUGCUCUUAUCGUGCUUGAAGGCUGUGAUAGAAGUGGAAAAAGCACACAGUGCAAAAGGCUAGUUGAAGCUCUUAAUAACAAAGGCAUUCCUUCUCAGCUGAUGCGUUUUCCUGAUAGAUCAACUGCAAUAGGGAAAAUAAUCAACGAGUAUUUGACAAACAAAGCAGAGCUCUCGGACAAGGCUGUACAUCUCUUAUUCUCUGCAAAUCGAUGGGAACUUGAACCAACAAUGCGCAAACUUCUUCAAGAGGGCACAACACUGGUGAUUGAUAGAUAUUCAUAUUCUGGAGUCGCCUUUUCUGGUGCAAAGAAGAACAUGAGUUUUGAAUGGUGUUUACAGCCUGAAACAGGUUUACCAAAGCCGGACUUAGUGUUCUUACUCUCUUUGAAACCAGAAGCUCUCGAGAAGCGAGGAGGUUUUGGCAAUGAGAGGUAUGAAGAUACUGAAAUGCAGAAGAGAGUAGCAGAAAAUUUCCGCUCCUUACAGAAAGAAUACUGGAAAGAAAUAGAUGCAGACAAAAGUGUUGAGGCUUUAACAGAAGAAUUGUUGGACAGUACUCUAACCGUCAUCAAUGAAGUGAAAUUCGCCCCUUUGAAAACUCUUUGGUCUUGAAUAUUAUCGUACAAACUUAAAUUAAAAUUUUAAAUACGAUGCUUUAAUCUAAGGUCACUCUUAAUUUUUAUUUUUUCAUGUAAUUUCAAUUAAACAGUUCAUUAAUUUUCUAUCGAA